AUGCCGGCGAUUUUAACGAAGAUUCGAGAGCAGGCGUCGAGGGUGCAGCUUCAGCCCUCGUUGGCUUUGGGAGUGGGAGUUGGAGUGGCACUGGCCGCGUGCGCAGUUUAUGGCACGAGAGAAAAGAAACAGGCUCCGCCGUGUAACAACAACAAUAAUUAUAAGGUAGAAAAAAAUGGAAAGCUCCACAGAGCAGUGGACGCGUCGAACGGCGCGUGCGGAGGCCGGUGCGGCGCCGACCAGUGUGCACUCUGCCGGGGGGACGCUGACACUGACAACAAGCAACACAUCGAAGAUGCAGAAGAUCUCCCUACACCCGAGGAACAUAUUCCUGGGCUCAAUCUGGAGUUCCUGAAGCAGCUGCUGUCCCUCGCCAAGAUCAUGGUGCCCGGAGUGAAGUGCCACGAGGUGGCGCUUCUAUCAGCACACACGUUUUGCUUGUUUAGCAGAACUUUAUUGUCCAUUUAUGUUGCUAGUUUGGAGGGGUCCAUUGUAAAACACAUAGUCCAAAAGGACUUUCGCCGCUUCGCAGCUCUACUCUUGCAAUGGUUCAGCAUAGCUGUCCCUGCGACAUUCAUCAACUCCAUGAUCCGCUACUUGGAGAGCCGUCUAGCUCUGGCUUUCAGAACCCGUCUGGUGAACCACGCGUACGAGCUAUACUUCAAAAACCAGACAUACUACAGAGUCGCUAACUUAGAUGCUAGGAUUGAAAAUGCUGAUCACAGACUCACAGAAGACGUAUCUGUGUUCACCCAAUCCGUGGCCCACCUGUACAGUUCACUUACAAAACCGCUCUUCGACUUGCUGCUCAUUGUACUGACCCUCGCCAGCUAUUCCAGCAAAAUGAAGGGCAACAUCUUUAUCGGUCCCGGCCUAUCAUUCAUCGUGAUCUGCCUAACGGGCCAGCUGCUGCGGCUGCUGAGUCCUCGGUUCGGAGCCUUGGCUGGUGAAGAGGCGCGGAUGAAGGCCAACCUAAGGCACGUCCAUGCUAGGCUGAUCGCUCAUGCUGAGGAGGUCGCCUUCUACGGCGGACAUAAGGUGGAACUAGGCCAAUUCCAAUCCGCCUACAAGGAACUAGUGACUCAGAUGACAUCUGUCUUUAACAAAAAGCUAUGGUACAUAAUGCUAGAGCAGUUCUUCAUGAAGUACGUCUGGUCCGGGACAGGCAUGGUCAUGCUGGCCUUGCCGAUUCUCACUGGCAAACAUGGAAAUGGCAGUUCUGGCGAAGGCAUCAGCGAGCGUACGGAGUACAUGACGACGUCCCGAAACUUGCUUAACUCGGCGGCUGACGCUAUCGAGAGACUCAUGUCCAGUUACAAGGAAAUAGUGACCUUGGCUGGCUACGCCACUCGCGUCUCGGACAUGCUGCUGGUGUUUAGUGAAGUAGCCCGCGGCAAGUGCGUAAGGGCUGUGCACGUGGCGCCCGUGGGCGGCUGUGGCACGUUCCAAGUCACCUUUAAGGACAAGCAACCUGUGCCACUCGGCAAGAUCACGUACACCAACGACUUGUCCAUUCGCCUGCGUAACGUGCCUAUCGUGACGCCGGCCUGCGACGUGGUGGCCAGCGGCGUGACACUGGACAUCGUGCCCGGCACCCACCUUCUCAUCGUCGGGCCCAACGGCUGCGGCAAGUCCAGCUUGUUCCGCAUAAUCUCGGGGCUGUGGCCCGUGUUCGGCGGUGAACUGGCCGUUCCGACGCCGUGCGCCUGCGCGGCCUGCGCCGACGACUGCGGCGCCACAGACGCGCACUGCACCUCCCGGCCCAUCAUGUUUUACAUCCCGCAGAGGCCGUACAUGUCGAUGGGGUCCCUGAUCGACCAAGUGACGUAUCCAUCUCGCGCGGCGGCCAAUGACCACGAAGCUGAAGCGAGGGCCGCUCAUAUACUACGCAUAGUGCGCCUUGAUGCUGUCGCCUCUCGUCAUGGGGGACUACGGGCCGUCAAGGACUGGAGGUCCACGCUCAGUGGCGGGGAGAAGCAGAGGAUGGCCAUGGCUAGAAUGUUCUACCACAGGCCGGUGUACGCACUGCUGGACGAGUGCACCAGCGCGGUGUCAAUGGAGACGGAGGUUGUGAUGUACGAGGAGGCAGUCAAGGAGGGCAUCACGCUGCUUUCCAUCACACAUCGCCCCAGCGUGUGGAAAUACCACACGCACGUCCUGGAGUUCGACGGCGCAGGCAGCUGGUCAUUCCGACCGCUCGAGAAGGACCCCUCCACGGUCGUAGAAGCGGUCACCCCCUCCACUGGAACAUCAGACAAUGAUGACAACUGAUAGAUGUGUUUUUUAAAAUAAAACAAUACAGGGUGUAAGAAAAUUUUGUUGAGACUUGAUUAUAGUUUUACGAUUUCUUACACCCUAUAUACAAUUUAAUUGACCGCCAUGUGCUACGGAUACAUUCAAAUAAAAAAAAAACCGCGAGCUGUUUUCCGAUUUUUACGAAUUAUUACUUACAUGCGUUAAAAUGAUAGAACUCUAUUGCGCGUACAAAAUUUACGCGCGUUUCUUUCCGCUGCGUUAGUGUAUUUCUUCGAUUUCGACAGUUAAAGACAUAUGUACUCGUGUAAUCGUAAAUGACCAACAUGGCGACCAAUAGAUGUUUUUUAAUGAAACAAAAGAACUUCCUCAGAAAAUGCUUUAACGUGCAGUGAAAACUGGAUCAAAACAUCGGUUAUAAGAUUAUCCCAAAUAUUCAUACGUACAUGACUUCCUUUCGUACUUUUUUUAUUAGUUCG
Hyposmocoma kahamanoa is the source of this 2732-nucleotide messenger RNA. RefSeq names its product ATP-binding cassette sub-family D member 2 (gene ABCD). NCBI's taxonomy places the organism in Eukaryota, Metazoa, Arthropoda, Insecta, Lepidoptera, Cosmopterigidae. Bases 1 to 2271 code for a protein of 756 amino acids. Gene Ontology annotation, molecular function: ATP hydrolysis activity; long-chain fatty acid transmembrane transporter activity; ABC-type transporter activity. Gene Ontology annotation, biological process: fatty acid beta-oxidation; long-chain fatty acid import into peroxisome; very long-chain fatty acid catabolic process. The transcript is spliced from 14 exons. Gene Ontology annotation, cellular component: peroxisomal membrane. The record is from RefSeq and is a predicted model, not a curated record.